Messenger RNA from Penicillium lagena, 1818 nucleotides. Its product is annotated as Major facilitator superfamily domain general substrate transporter. The record is from RefSeq and is a predicted model, not a curated record. The transcript is spliced from 5 exons. The coding region runs from base 1 to 1818 and encodes 605 amino acids. Gene Ontology annotation, biological process: transmembrane transport. Gene Ontology annotation, molecular function: transmembrane transporter activity. Gene Ontology annotation, cellular component: membrane. Lineage: Eukaryota; Fungi; Ascomycota; Eurotiomycetes; Eurotiales; Aspergillaceae.
AUGGAGCUUCGUGCAUUACUCGCCGGCAGGCGCGAGAUCUACAGACACGACAUCCCCGCUAUAUAUAACGCAGCCCAGAGCCAGCCCACUGCCUUCCCCCUUCUCUUCAUACUUACUAUCUCAAUCAUGUCUAUAACACAGACGGUUUCAUCUGAACUGAAAUCUCCUGCUCUAUCUGUUUCAUAUCCUGCAUCGCCGCCCUCUCCUCUGGAGAACUCACCCCCGACCACAGCAGCGGAAAACCUAGUCCUAGAAGCGCCAGAUGGCCCCACCAGUGAAUCCCGCACUCCAAGGGCUGGCCAGCCAGUUUUUGAGCAGCUGCCAGCGAUUAGGGUCACACCUUGGCAUCGAACGGUGAUCACUACGUUGCUUAUUUUGGCAAACCUCGUACAGAUGACAGUAAACUUCGCCGGUAUUGCUGGUGGUAGCAGAUUGAGUCAGUCAAUGGGGGUCAAGAAGACAUAUGCUUCUUGGAUUGGGGCCAGUUACCCGCUUACCCAGGGGACUUUAGUAUUGAUUAGUGGUCGAUUGGGAGAUGUGUACGGUCAUCGAGAGCUCCUGCUCGCAGGCGGCGUGUGGCUAAGUGUAACCACGCUUGCCAGCGCCUUCUGCAGUCAUAAUUUCUUUGCCUUUGUCGUCAUGAGGGCUCUAAGUGGUCUUGGGGGCGCCUUCAUAAUGCCUAACGCAGUAGCCAUGAUCGCAAGUACUAAUCCCCCAGGACGCAUUCGGAAUCUUAGUCUGGGGCUCUUCGCAGCGUCAGCGCCCAUGGGAGGUUAUUUCGGGGCUCUCUUCCUUGGCGCCUUUAUGGAAAAAACGGAAUGGAAAUGGUUCUUUGUCUUCAUAUCUUGCCUCGGCUUCAUAACAUCGAUCGCACUUUGGGGAUUAACCUUGCGCGAGAAACCUGUCGACCAUAACGGAAAGAUUGAUUACAUCGGGUCCGUUUUGGGUGUGAGCUCGCUGGUUCUCUUCAACUUCGUCUGGAAUCAAGCCCCAAGUGUUGGCUGGGCCACUCCAUAUGAGAUUAUUCUUUUGAUUGUCUCAAUUUCCCUCUUUGGAAUCUUUCUGCUCUGGGAGAAACGAUAUGCUGAGUCUCCCAUCAUGCCACUUGAGAUAUUCAAAGCCCCGUCUUUCCUCAUUGUGAUCCUUGUCGUCCUACUAAAUUACAUGGCUGUGGGUACACUGAUCUGGUAUCAGGUCCUUUGGUUACAGGAAGUUUGGGAAUGGUCGCCUCUGGAAUUCGCCAUUGGUUGGACACCUUUUCUUAUUUGUGCAAUCGCAGCUGCUUCCCUGGCCGCUUGGUUGGUACCUCGUCUAGCAGCACAAUGGAUCCUUGCCAUUGGGACCGUGACAAUUCUCGCAUCCAAUGCACUUAUGGCAACGGUGCCUCUGCAUCAGACAUACUGGGCUCAGGUUUUUCCUUCUGUGGUUCUUUUUGCUUUCUGUCCAGACUUUGUGUAUACUGCCGGUCAGAUCAUUGCAAGCAACUCCGUUCGCCGACACCAGCAAGGUAUUGCAGGCUCAAUCAUUGGCACACUUAACCUCUAUGGGAACAGUUUGGGGUUGGGAUUUGCCUCUACCAUUGAGGUCCAGAUUGCCAACCGCUCUGGAAGCCAGAUAGCGGGCUAUAGGUCAGCGCUCUUUUUUGGCGUGGCGAUCAGUGUGUUGGCCCUCGUUUUGGAUGUUGGCUUUGUCCGGAUGGUCAAAGAUGAUCGUGAAGGGUGGGGUGAAGAGGACCGCGUGCAGAUGGAUGAGAUAGAACUUUCGCACCUUGCGGAAGCGACUGGUGCAAGUCGACAUGCGGCGACUGAAAGAUCAUAG